CACAGAUUAAUUGAGUGUGUGUAAGGAUAAGACAAGUAGAGAAUUAUUUUAAGGUUAACGGCGUGUGGCGGUACCAACAUUUCUAACUAAUCCAAGUAUUCAGAAUGUGAUUGUUAAUUAGGUUCGAGUCGUUGCUUUAUUAUGACAUUUGGAACGGCGUCUCAUUCCGUGGAAUGUCAGCCAAACUACGCAUUCCAAAUUACAAAGAACAUUGGCCGCAUCACUCCCGCAGAAACAAGUGGUGAAAUUGUGUUGAGGGUUACGGAUAAAGGUAGUGUCGCAGGAUAAUUGCCGAUUUUCGUGUCUUUUAAGCGUCCGCUCCGCGUGAAAAGUGUGUGUUCCACCCGCGACAUCACCGUCAAAUGCGUUAACAAAAAUGUCGUCUGAGGAAAUAGACUCGACCACAAAACAAGAGAACGGCGGUGCACAGUUUCCCGCCAACACGACAGCGUCAAUUUCAGCAAAUAGCCAAAAGCGAAAAUUGUCUCAAGAUGAUUCGAGUUCAGACGACGCUAAAAGGCUAAGAGCAAACAAUGGUGGCGCCAACAAUGCGCCUGCAAGUUCAAAUACCGAUGCUGCACCACAAAUUGUAGUGGGCGAGCAGGGGCCCCCUGCAGUAUCGGGAAGUGCAGACCCCGCCGCGGUCGUUAAAGUAGAAAUCAAGGAGGAACCAGCGGAGCAUGCCGAAGAAGGAACAGAAGUAAAGACCGAGCCCGAUGAAGCCGCAGUUAAGGAGGAAGCAACGUCCUCGGUUCGCGACUCCUGCCAGUAUGGAAUCAAGUGCUAUCGGGGUGGUAAAUGGAAUAUCCUUCAACUUAAACUUUUCCAUAGAUUCGCGAACUCACUUCCAGUGUGGAAACGUACGGGGCGAAAACCGAGAAGAUCGAAAAAUAACAUGUGGAACGACCUAUGCAUACAAAUGAAUAAGUUAGCUCCACCACAGCAUUCAAUGAAGACAUGGAAAAAAAUUUGGUUGCGUUAUGUUCAAACGAGGCUUCUCCGAUUAGAUACACAGAAAAUGAUCGCUCCCAAUCCGGCGAAUGAGGAAAAUCAAACUGAAAAAGAAAAUGCUUCAACGGAAACUAAGUCAAAUCAAUCGAAUACGAGUGAUUCGUCUGUUGGUUCUCGAACUUAUGAUACUGACUCUGGCAUCACCUCAUCUCACAUUACAAAUGAAUCAGUAGAUAUCAACAAGCAAGCUAUCGAAUCGGAUGAGAAUCGUAUGAAGGAUCAGAAUUUGGAUCAGCAGGUUGCGGUUCAAAUUCAAAACACUGACCUUGGUGUGGUAUCAUCUCACAUUGCAAAUAAAGCAGCAGAGAUAAAUGAGAAUUGUAUGAAGAAUCAUCAGGAUCAAGGUUUGCAAUCAGAUAUCGGUGCUCAAACUAAUAAUACUGAUCUUAUUAUGGCACCAUCUCCUAUUCCAAAUGAGAGUGAGAGUUGUAUAAAUUCAGAAUUACAAGGUGAUAGAGAUGAGGUUACCAGCACCAUCGUCAUCGAUGACGAUGAUGACGUCAUUGUAGAACGUAAUCGAACGGACUUCACAACAAAAGCUCCAAAAGCUAGUGCAGAUCACUUAACAAAAUCUGAAAAUCAAUCAGAGAAUGACUAUUUCACAUCGUUGAUUGAAGUAUUAGGUGAAGCAAAUACGAUCGCAGAGGAGGAGUUAAAGGUCAUUCGGACAUUGGAACAGAAUCAAGAAAAGUAUCGUAAAGAGAAACUUGAAAUUUUUGAAAAAGAAGUAUUGGCAAUUGAGGCCAAAGUGGAAAGUUUGGAGAAGAAACAAGCAAAAGUAAUUAUUUUGUAAACCCCUUCCCAAUUACAUUCAAACUAUGUUUAAUCUUUAAAGAGAAUAAUAGACUCCACUAGAAAUUGUUUAAUUAUGAAAUGCAUUCAAAUAUCUAUUUUACCGUGUUUCGGUAUAAGAUGUCUUACGAAAUAGUUAAUUAUAAGCGUUUUGUUCCAGAGGUAGUAUACCUUGUAUUUUCGUUUGUAAUCAAUAUGAAUGGAUUACGAGUAUGUAUGAUAAAAAUUUGUCUCACUUUUUUUAAUAUUUAAAAUAUAGACAAUAGUUGCGAUAUCGCAACAGGAUUUUUCACUUUAGUUAGAAGUUGCAGUUUCAUUUACCCUCAGGUGUUUCCAUAUAUUGCUCGUUGUGGCUAUAUAGAAGCUUUGAGAAAUAUAAAGUUUAUAAGAUAGUAAAUGUAUCUCUAUUUAAGUUUAGAAUAACAAAAAAAAAUUAAAAAAUUACAUUUUUAUUGCGCAAUUUCUAUAUACGCACUUGCACUUUUAAGCCUAUUGAAAUAAAUAAACGCAUAUUGACUGGUUA
Messenger RNA from Hermetia illucens (black soldier fly), 2326 nucleotides. RefSeq lists its product as uncharacterized. NCBI's taxonomy places the organism in Eukaryota, Metazoa, Arthropoda, Insecta, Diptera, Stratiomyidae. The record is from RefSeq and is a predicted model, not a curated record. Bases 377 to 1804 code for a protein of 475 amino acids. The transcript is spliced from 4 exons. Gene Ontology annotation, biological process: regulation of transcription by RNA polymerase II. Gene Ontology annotation, cellular component: transcription regulator complex; nucleus.